UCUUCAACGAGGCGGCCGCGCGGCAGUCGCAGAAAUGCAGAUCUUUGUGAAGACCCUGACGGGCAAGACCAUCACCCUCGAGGUCGAGCCUAGUGACACCAUUGAAAAUGUCAAAGCCAAAAUCCAAGACAAGGAGGGCAUCCCACCUGACCAGCAGCGUCUGAUUUUUGCUGGCAAACAGCUGGAAGAUGGUCGCACUCUCUCAGACUACAAUAUUCAGAAAGAAUCUACCCUGCACCUGGUACUGCGCCUUCGGGGUGGCAUCAUUGAACCUUCCCUCCGCCAGCUGGCCCAGAAGUAUAACUGCGACAAGAUGAUCUGCCGCAAGUGUUAUGCUCGUCUGCACCCCCGUGCUGUCAACUGCCGCAAGAAGAAGUGUGGCCAUACCAACAACCUGCGCCCCAAGAAGAAGGUCAAAUAAGACCCUUCCUUCCUUUGCCUGCAGGCAACUCCUGCCCAAGCCCCUUGACGCUGGGCCCUCAAUAAAGUUUCCCUUUCAUUGACUGAAGCAAUAAAAAAAAAAAAAAAAAAAAAAAAAGA
Molecule: messenger RNA, 540 nt
Organism: Talpa occidentalis (Iberian mole)
Lineage: Eukaryota; Metazoa; Chordata; Mammalia; Eulipotyphla; Talpidae
Product: ubiquitin-60S ribosomal protein L40
Exons: 1
Coding region: 35-421 (128 amino acids)
Biological process (GO): translation; modification-dependent protein catabolic process; protein ubiquitination
Cellular component (GO): nucleus; cytoplasm; ribosome
Molecular function (GO): structural constituent of ribosome; ubiquitin protein ligase binding; protein tag activity
Source: RefSeq, a predicted model, not a curated record